Carassius auratus (goldfish) is the source of this 2236-nucleotide messenger RNA. RefSeq names its product torsin family 2, member A (gene tor2a). Gene Ontology annotation, cellular component: nuclear envelope; endoplasmic reticulum; endoplasmic reticulum lumen. Gene Ontology annotation, molecular function: ATP binding; ATP hydrolysis activity. NCBI's taxonomy places the organism in Eukaryota, Metazoa, Chordata, Actinopteri, Cypriniformes, Cyprinidae. The record is from RefSeq and is a predicted model, not a curated record. The annotation marks the transcript as partial. The transcript is spliced from 6 exons.
CAGUUGUGCUUCCUCCAGCCACAUCAUCUUGGAGCGGUGCUCCGAGGCUGCUACUGUGACUACAAACCAGACAUAAAAGGUUUAGAGUGGGACCUUUAUAAAAACCUUUAUGGUCAACAUGUGGCCCAGGAUAUUGUCUCGGAAGCAGUGGUGAAUUUUUUACAGGAUGAAAACCCUGACAGACCACUAGUGCUGUCUUUCCACGGAGCAUCUGGGACUGGAAAAAGUCUGGUCAGCUCUAUGAUAGGACGACACAUCUACGGAACAGCGAUGGGCAGUCCAUACAUCCAUCAGUUUAUUCCCACCUUACACUUCCCCUCGGCUGACAGGGUGCAGCAGUACAGGUCAGAUCUAAAACGCUGGGUCGAGGGAAACCUCACAGCUUGUGCUCGCUCAAUCUUCAUCUUCGAUGAGAUGGAGAAAAUGCCUCCUGGGGUGAUCGAUGUUUUAGAACAACAUUUAGGCCCCUUUCAUGUUCUGUUCCAGACAAACUACCGUAAAGCCAUUUAUAUAUUUAUCAGUACUGUAGGGCAGGAGGUAAUUAACAGAGUAGUGCUGGAGAGCCGCCAGGCAGGUAGAGAUCGAGAGGACAUUCUCCCGAAAGAGCUGGAGGACAGUGUUGCUGAUGCGGUGUACAACAACAAGAACAGUGGGUUCUACCACUCCAGAGUAAUUACAGAAAAGCUUAUCACACGUUUUGUGCCUUUCCUCCCCUUGCUGCGGCGCCACGUGGAGCGCUGUGCCCAGCGGGAGCUCUGUCAGCGUGGGGAGUGUCAGCGGGCAGAUGUGGCAUCAGCGGUAGGGGGCGCCAUGACUUACACACCAAAUGACAGCCAAUACUUCUCCAGCACUGGCUGCAAAUUGGUCUCGGCUAAAGUUAACUUUUUCCUUUGAGGGUCCAAGUGAAAUCCCUUUAGGAUCUUAACAGCAACUCCGAGCACAGAGCCUCUGAUGAUGGAGCUACAGAAUAGAGUCACCUGUAUUUGGGGACACUCUCUUAUUUGUAUGUUUCAUCCAUAUGGAUGAGGUCUGUUGAAGAUUGAGCAGAAUUUGAUAAUUUAGCUCUGGUUUUACCAUUUUUAAUCCAGCAUGUUGCUAGUUAAUUAAAGGACAGAUUCAGAGAGCUGUGUGACCAGUGAAACAGCCUACGACACACAGUUUCAGUGUGCAGUUAACUAAAAAUCAAGUGCUCUCAGAGUUUCAUCAUGGGAUAUUCAUUUUACUAUGGAACUAAGUGCUGUAUUUCUUAUGCUGACCACAGGGUGGCAGCAGUGCCUACUUGAAGUUUUUUUUGUCCCACAAUACCAUUGUAUUUUUUUUAUCAUAUUAAAUUUGUAAAUAAUGUAUAAUAGCUUUCUUUUAGUAUUUAAAUAGUUAACCGGAUUAAUCUGAAAGUAUUUGUACAAAGAUAAUAAUAAUGUCUGAAAGUCAGAGUUCGCACAAACUGAAUUCUUGUCAUCAUUUGAAGAGUUCAAGAUGCGAAAGUGCUGUUAGAUAUUUUAUUCUAAAAUUAGCAUUUUUAUCAGGCUCCUAUAUAACCCUUCAAUAAUUGCACUUUAAUGAAAUUAUUAGGUACAUUAUUAUGAUAUGUGUUUGUUUAUAUGUAUGAAUAUAUAUAUGUAUGCAUAAAGUUUGGAACAAUAGGGAGAAAGUGAACGAUUACUUAAUUUUCAUUUUUGAGUGAACAUUACAAAAAUACAGUCAAUGAAAAUUUAUAUGGUACCACAUCAAAAUUAAGAAAUGUUUUAUGCAUAUUUUUUUUUCUUAUUUCUUUUUAUCUGAGAUGCCAUAUUGUCUAAUUUGAUUGAUCUGAGGCAAAUUACCAGCUUUGAAAUAUUACUUUUUUUCUUUGUCUUCCUUCCUUCAUAAAACUCACUGAAGGAUUAGAGCCAAUAUUCAGUUCCCUUAUUUAAUUGAAAACACUAAAGGGAAAAUGAAAGCUACUUUAUGCAUGAACUGUCCUGAUAUAAAUAGAAAUGGAAUCUAAGCAUAUCCAAUUUCAGUGUUCUUCAUUGUUGUUUACAUUGUACAGUUAUUCUGCACAUUCAUUUAGAAUAGUAUGCAGUGUAAAGGAAAUAAUGAUAUACUUUUCUAUUCUUUGAUCAGUCAUAUCUGUCUUUAUGAACAGUUUGUUUUGUUUUGUCUUUCUUUUUUAUUUAAUUUGAAUCAUGUAGAGUAAUGCAAAAGUUAAAUGCAGGUACAAUACACAACAAUAAAAUCAAGUUUAAUCUGUCAA